GGGGCGGGGCAGUGCGCGCGCUGAGCCAGCAGCUGGAGCGGCCGAGGGGAGCGGCCCGGCGGCUGGCGGGCUCUGUCCGCCAUGGAGGCCGUGCCCCGCAUGCCCAUGAUCUGGCUGGACCUGAAGGAGGCCGGCGACUUCCUCUUCCAGGCGGCUGUGAAGAAGUUUGUCCUGAAGAACUAUGGAGAGAACCCCGAAGCCUACAACGAGGAGCUGAAGAAGCUGGAGCUGCUCAGACAGAGCGCCGUCCGGGUCCCACGGGACUUUGAGGGCUGCAGCGUCCUCCGCAAGUACUUGGGCCAGCUCCACUACCUGCAGAGCCGGGUCCCCAUGGGUUCAGGCCAGGAGGCUGCUGUUCCUGUCACCUGGACCGAGAUCUUCUCGGGCAAGUCUGUGGCGCACGAGGACAUCCACUACGAGCAGGCCUGCGUCCUCUACAACCUGGGUGCACUGCACUCCAUGCUGGGAGCCAUGGACAAGCGGGUGUCUGAGGAGGGCAUGAAGGUCUCCUGUACGCACUUCCAGUGUGCAGCAGGCGCCUUUGCUUACCUGCGGGAGCACUUCCCUCACGCCUACAGCGUCGACAUGAGCCGCCAGAUCCUCACUCUCAAUGUCAACCUCAUGCUGGGCCAGGCUCAGGAGUGCCUUCUGGAGAAGUCGAUGUUGGACAACAGGAAGAGCUUCCUGGUGGCCCGCAUCAGCGCCCAGGUGGUGGAUUACUACAAGGAGGCCUGCCGGGCCUUGGAGAACCCUGACACCGCCUCACUGCUGGGCCGGAUCCAGAAGGACUGGAAGAAGCUGGUGCAGAUGAAGAUCUACUACUUUGCGGCUGUGGCUCAUCUGCACAUGGGGAAGCAGGCUGAGGAGCAGCAGAAGUUCGGGGAGCAGGUCGCGUACUUCCAGAGUGCCCUGGACAAGCUCAGUGAAGCCAUCAAGUUGGCCAAGGGCCAGCCUGACACGGUGCAAGAUGCACUUCGCUUUGCUAUGGACGUCAUUGGAGGAAAGUACAAUUCUGCCAAGAAGGACAAUGACUUCAUCUACCACGAGGCUGUCCCGGCCCUGGACACCCUUCAGCCUGUGAAAGGUGCCCCCUUGGUGAAGCCCUUGCCAGUGAACCCCACAGACCCAGCUGUCACAGGCCCUGACAUCUUCGCCAAGCUGGUCCCCAUGGCUGCCCAUGAAGCCUCGUCACUGUACAGUGAGGAGAAGGCCAAGCUGCUUCGAGAGAUAAUGGCCAAGAUUGAGGACAAGAAUGAGGUGCUGGACCAGUUCAUGGAUUCAAUGCAGCUGGAUCCCGAGACAGUGGACAACCUGGACAUGUACAACCACAUCCCGCCCCAGCUCAUGGAGAAGUGUGCAGCUCUCAGCGUCCGGCCCGACACUGUCCGGAACCUCGUCCAGUCCAUGCAAGUGCUGUCAGGUGUGUUCACGGACGUGGAGGCCUCACUGAAGGACAUCAGGGACCUGCUGGAGGAGGAUGAGCUGCUAGACCAGAAGUUGCAGGAGGCAGUGGGCCAGGCAGGGGCCAGUGUGGCCGGUUCCCAGGCGGAGCUGGCAGAGGUGAGGCGAGAAUGGGCCAAGUACAUGGAGGUCCACGAAAAGGCCUCCUUCACGAACAGUGAGCUGCACCGCGCCAUGAACUUGCACGUUGGCAACCUCCGCCUGCUCAGUGGGCCUCUGGACCAGGUCCGGGCUGCCCUGCCCACACCAGCCCUCACCCCAGAGGACCAGGCCGUGCUGCAGAACCUGAAGCGCAUCCUGGCCAAGGUGCAGGAGAUGCGGGACCAGCGCGUGUCUCUGGAGCAGCAGCUGCGGGAGCUCAUCCAGAAGGACGACAUCACCGCCUCGCUGGUCACCACGGACCGCUCCGAGAUGAAGAAGCUGUUCGAGGAGCAGCUGAAGAAGUACGACCAGCUGAGGGUGUACCUGGAGCAGAACCUGGCUGCCCAGGACAACGUCCUCCGCGCGCUGACCGAGGCCAACGUGCAGUAUGCGGCCGUGCGCCGGGUGCUCAGCGAGCUGGACCAGAAGUGGAACUCCACGCUGCAGACCCUGGUGGCCUCCUACGAAGCCUAUGAGGACCUGAUGAAGAAGUCCCAGGAGGGCAAGGACUUCUAUGCGGACCUCGAGAGCAAGGUGGCCGCUCUGCUGGAGCGGGCCCAGUCCACCUGCCAGGCCCGUGAGGCUGCCCGCCAGCAGCUCCUGGACAGGGAGCUGAAGAAGAAGCCACCCCCACGGCCCACAGCCCCCAAGCCGCUGCUGCCCCGCAGGGAGGAGGGUGAGGCUGGGGAGAUGGGAGACCCGCCCGAGGAGCUGCGCAGCCUGCCCGACGCCUUCCUGGGAGCGGCCGCCACACUCCGCUUGGCUCCGGUCUCCUUCCCUGGCCCUGCGGGCGCGGGACCCCACUAUCUCUCGGGCCCUUUGCCCCCAGGCAGUUACUCAGGACCCACCCAGGUGAUGCAGCCCAGGGGCCCCCAGGCUCCGGGGCCCACUGCGAUGGCCGUGGCGCCUGGACCCCCCAUCUACGCGGCGCCUGUCUACACACCAGAGCUGGGCCUCGUGCCCCGCUCCUCCCCUCAGCACGGCGUGGUGGGCACGCCCUAUGGGGCCAUAGGCCCACACCCCCCAGCUGCAGGCCUGCCCUCCGCCCCCCCACCCCAGUUCUCGGGCCCCGAGUUGGCGAUGGGGGUCCGGCCAGCCACCACCACGGUAGAUAGUGUCCAGGCACCCAUCUCCAGCCACACAGCACCCCGGCCAAGCCCCACCCCUGCUCUUCCCCAACCCUGCUUCCCAGUACCCCCACACCAGCCACUGUCCAUGCCGUACACCUAUCCUCUGGGGCCUAAGCAGCCCCUCACAGCACCCCCAGCCCAGCACCACUUUCCUCCUGGGAUCCCCACGGGGUUUCCAGCCCCGAGGAUAGGGCCUCAGCCCCAGCUUCAUCCCCCACGGGCAGCAUUUGGGCCCCAGCCCCCCCAGCAGCUCCCCCAGCAGCCCCUGCCACUCCAGCAUCCCCACCUCUUCCCAUCCCAGGCUCCAGGGCUCAUGACUCCCCCACCCCCCUACUCCUUCGCCCCUCAGCCUGCUGUCCUGGGGCAGCCACCACCACCUCUACACUCCCAGCUCUAUCCAGGCCCCUCUCAGGAACCCCUGCCCCCUCACUCUGGGGCUCUGCCUUUCUCCAGCCCUGGGCCCCCUCAGCCUCCCCAUUCCACCCUGGCCUAUGGUCCUGCCCCUUCCCCCCGGCCCCUGGGCCCCCAGGCAACCCCUCUCUCCAUUCAAGGCCCCUCACCUGCCAGCCAGGCCACCCCUAGUCCCCACCUGGUGCCUUCACCUGCCCCUUCACCAGGGCCUGGCCCAGUACCUCCUCGGCCCCCUGCGACAGACCCGCCCCCAUGCCUGCGCCGGGGGACUGUGGCUGCAGACCUGCUCUCCUCCAGCCCUGAGAGCCAGCAUGGUGGCACCCAGCCUCCCGGGGGUGGGCAGCCCCUACUGCAGCCGACUAAGGUGGACGCGGCCGAGGGCCGGCGGCCACAGGCCCUGCGGCUGAUUGAGCAGGACCCCUAUGAGCGUCCUGAGAGGCUGCAGCAGUUGCAGCAAGAGCUGGAGGUCUUUCGGGGCCAGCUGGGCGAUGCCGGGGCCCUGGAUGCCGUGUGGCGGGAGCUGCAGGACGCACAGGAACAUGACGCCCGUGGCCGCUCCAUCGCCAUUGCCCGCUGCUACUCGCUGAAGAACCGGCACCAGGACGUCAUGCCGUAUGACAGCAACCGCGUGGUGCUGCGCUCGGGCAAGGACGACUACAUCAACGCCAGCCGCGUGGAGGGGCUCUCCCCAUACUGCCCGCCCCUGGUGGCCACCCAGGCCCCGCUGCCGGGCACAGCUGCCGACUUCUGGCUCAUGGUGCAUGAGCAGAAAGUGUCGGUCAUUGUCAUGCUGGUGUCUGAGGCAGAGAUGGAGAAGCAAAAGGUGGCUCGCUACUUCCCCACCGAGAGAGGCCAGCCCAUGGUGCACGGCGCCUUGAGCCUGGCACUGAGCAGCGUCCGCACCACUGAGACCCACGUGGAGCGGGUGCUGAGCCUGCAGUUCCGCGACCAGAGCCUCAAGCGCUCCCUCGUGCACCUCCACUUCCCCACCUGGCCCGAGCUAGGCCUGCCCGACAGCCCCAGCAACCUGCUGCGCUUCAUCCAGGAGGUGCACGCGCACUACCUGCACCAGCGGCCCCUGCACACGCCCAUCGUCGUGCACUGCAGCUCCGGGGUGGGCCGCACAGGAGCCUUCGCGCUGCUCUACGCGGCCGUGCAGGAGGUGGAGGCGGGGAACAGGCUCCCCGAGCUGCCCCAGCUGGUGCGGCGCAUGCGGCAGCAGAGGAAGCACAUGCUGCAGGAGAAGCUGCACCUCCGGUUCUGCCACGAGGCGGUGGUGAGACACGUGGAGCAGGUCCUGCAACGCCAUGGCGUGCCCCCACCCUGCAGGCCCUUAGCGGGCACAGGCGUCAGCCAGAAGAACCACCUCCCUCAGGACUCCCAGGACCUGGUCCUCGGGGGGGACGUGCCCAUCAGCUCCAUCCAGGCCACCAUCGCCAAGCUCAGCAUCCGGCCGCCCGGGGGCCUGGAUUCCCCAGUGGCCUGCCUGCCGGGCCCUGUGGAGCCCCCAGGCCUGCUGCCAGCCAGUCUCCCGCAGUCCACCCAGCUCCCCUCCUCCUCCCCACCGCCCCUCCCUUCACCCCUGCCCGAGACACCCCAGCCUGAGGAGGAACAGCCCGUUCCUGAGGUCCCCAGCCUGGGGCCCCCCUCCUCCUCCCUGGAGCUGCUGGCCUCCCUCACCCCGGAGGCCUUCUCCCUGGACAGCUCCUUGCGGGGAAAGCAGCGGAUGAGCAAGCAGAACUUCCUGCACGCCCACAACGGGCAGGGGCUGCGGGCUGCCCCGCCCGCCGACGACCCCCUCAGCCUUCUGGAUCCACUCUGGACGCUCAACAAGACCUGAGCAGGCUUUGCCCGCCUGGUCCUCACACUACAUCGUCUCGCCCGCCGCCCACCUGCCCGCGCCCAGCAGGGCCUCCCGAGGUGGCCGGUCUCUUCCUCCUGUCCUUGCUGCCUUCAGCCCUUCUGGUCCAGCCCGCACCCCUAUGGGGUGCAGACGUGUCGCAGGCCUUAGGCCUUAGGCAGGUCCUGCUACUGUGGGACCUGAUGUUUUUCCAGCUCUUUGCUGCUGAAGGAAUAAACCAACCUGUCUGUG
This is a messenger RNA of Myotis myotis, 5235 nucleotides long. It is a transcript of the gene PTPN23, whose product is annotated as protein tyrosine phosphatase non-receptor type 23. The record is from RefSeq and is a predicted model, not a curated record. Gene Ontology annotation, molecular function: protein tyrosine phosphatase activity; protein binding. Gene Ontology annotation, cellular component: endosome. NCBI's taxonomy places the organism in Eukaryota, Metazoa, Chordata, Mammalia, Chiroptera, Vespertilionidae. Gene Ontology annotation, biological process: early endosome to late endosome transport; protein dephosphorylation; endocytic recycling. Bases 82 to 4983 code for a protein of 1633 amino acids. The transcript has 24 exons.